CAACUCUCCUCUCUCAUUAUCACCAUAUAAUUACUAUCUCAAAAUGGCCAUUAGAAAAUCAAACAAGCUGACACAAAGAGCCAUGAUCAAGCAGAUCAUGAAGCGGUGCUCGAGCCUAGGGAAGAAGCACGGGUACGAGAACGAGGAAGGGCUCCCGUUGGACGUGCCAAAGGGGCACUUCGUGGUGUAUGUGGGCGUGAAUAGGACCAGAUACAUCGUUCCUAUCACGGUUCUCAACAUGCCCGAAUUCCUGAGCCUGCUUCAACAAGCGGAGGACGAGUUCGGAUUCGAUCACGACAUGGGACUCACUAUCCCAUGUGAUGAUCAAGUAUUCGAGUCUCUAAUGUCAUUUGUUAGAUAGAAAAAAAAAAUUUAUGCACAAAAUUGUGGUCCAGUUUAUUAAUUUAUUACUGGACUAGCCAUAUAUAGUAAUUUUUUUUUAUCCAUGCUUGUGGAUUUUUUUUAAUCUUGAGAUUUCUUGACUGGCUGACUAGAAUCACCCAUGAUGUUGAAAUCUAAAUAGGUUAGGAAAUAUGCAUGUAAAUUUAGGAAUAUGGGAAGGUUUGGUUUUUCCUCAAGCAGUGGUUUUUUUGGCUGUGAUUAAUGAUGAUUGUGGCCUUGAUUUGUACCCUGUGGGAGUACUAUUAAUAUAUUCCACUGCUUCUUUUGAUGCUAUUUUGCUCGUUAUUUUCA
This is a messenger RNA of Salvia hispanica, 693 nucleotides long. The record is from RefSeq and is a predicted model, not a curated record. Lineage: Eukaryota; Viridiplantae; Streptophyta; Magnoliopsida; Lamiales; Lamiaceae.